This is a messenger RNA of Phytophthora infestans T30-4, 456 nucleotides long. RefSeq lists its product as uncharacterized. The transcript has 3 exons. Lineage: Eukaryota; Oomycota; Peronosporomycetes; Peronosporales; Peronosporaceae. The record is from RefSeq and is a predicted model, not a curated record. Bases 1 to 456 code for a protein of 151 amino acids.
AUGCUUCUUUUCAAAAGACUUUCGAGUAAGCAAAACAAGGCUGCAAAGCUGGAUAACGAACUGACGCCUGAGGAAGAGAAGAAAUACAUCAGCUAUGAAGAGCUUAUGUCUGUCCCUGGUAAAGUUGCAAAGGUGCUCAACGAAACGUAUGGUAAAAUAUUUCUCUCUCGAUCAGAGUUUGAGCAGCUAGCCAAAGCUAAGAGAACUGAUUACUUGAACUCUGUCAUGCUCACCCCUGAGGAAGGUGCUAAAUAUCUUCAAGGAAACGUUUUACAUCUGAAUGAUUUCAAGAAUGUUCGGCUCAUGGGACCGCAAACGAUUCAGUUGGAUAGUACUACGAUGAGCUUGAUCAGGUCAUAUCUUGAGUUCUUAACUAACACGGUUAGAGAGCAGCCUAACAAAUUCCUGUGGCGCAUUUUCAAUAGACAGCCUACUCCACCGCACCAUGGCUGCUAA